AUGGACAGAAUCGCAAAGCUCUUCAACUAUCUCCAACUCAAGGAGAAGACCAUUAGUGCAUGCUGCCUACCAGAGCUCCAAGAUGUGCCGUCAAAUGAGCACUUUGGGCUCAUCAAAUCGAGCUUUGCAUCCACAUUUGGCGGGCUACUGGAUGUCAAGGCUGAAGACUCACCGAUCAAUCUCAACAUGUCCGAAAACAAGCUGCUCAAGGUGCUCAGUGAUGAUGGUGAUGCAGUGGACCUUGUCCUGCAGUCAACAAGGGCUGAAAUCCUUGAAGAAUUCGACAUCGACCCACGGCUCCUCUCUAUGCCCGAGGCACAGGCUGAGCCAUUGCUGGUGCACCCUCAUGCCACCUCAGUUUCCAGCAUUGGAACAGACGCUCAGCCGCAAGCUAUGAGGAAGCGCAAAGCAGAUGAUGACACCAUUGUCAUCUCCGACAGUGAAGCUGAUGAGCUGCUGCCCCACAAAAUCAUGCAGCAUAUGAUUACCACUACUGGGGGUGAUACUCCAGAAGUCACUACAUCACUGUCAACUCAGGUAAGCCCACUCUUCCUCUUUGAUGAUCCUCCUUCUACCAAUGACUCAUCUUACAAAAAAUAUACGGCUUCAUAUGAAAAACUUCAUUUUACUCCCAUUCUCCCUCCUAUUGAUACCCUCUUCCUAGGCAAUAGCAUGGGUAACCCAUGGGUAUUCCGUGCUGUACCCGCACCCAUACCUGUGUGGAACUAG
Messenger RNA from Suillus bovinus, 729 nucleotides. RefSeq lists its product as uncharacterized. Bases 1 to 729 code for a protein of 242 amino acids. Lineage: Eukaryota; Fungi; Basidiomycota; Agaricomycetes; Boletales; Suillaceae. The record is from RefSeq and is a predicted model, not a curated record. The transcript has a single exon.